UGAGAGAGAAGGAAAAUGAAGAUACAAAGCAGAAGAGAAGGGUGGUGGUUAGUAAGAAGGGUAGCACUGAGCCUUAACAGAUUGAGUUACAGAUUGAGUUACACAAACAGAAGCUUUUCUGUCUGUCAAAAUGUCGUUCAGGAUAACCACAAUCAGGUUUUGGUUGAAGGAAAUGGUUGCUCCAGAAUCGCUAUUCUCAAUAGACCUUCUGCUCUCAAUGCUCUCAACACUACAAUGGUGAAUACACUGCAUAAACUUUAUAGGAGUUGGGAAGAUAACCCUGAUGUUGGUUUUGUGAUGAUGAAGGGCAGUGGCCGGGCAUUUGCAGCUGGUGGAGAUAUUGUUACGCUUUACCAUUUGAUAAACCAAGGUAACAUGGAAGCCUGUAAAGAAUUUUUUAGAAGAGUCUAUAGUUUUAUAUACCUGAUAGGUACAUAUUUGAAGCCACAUGUGGCUCUUCUGAAUGGCAUUACCAUGGGUGGUGGGGCAGGAAUUUCAAUCCCUGGGACAUUCAAAGUUGCAACAGACAAAACUAUUUUCGCUACCCCUGAAGUUCUUAUUGGAUUCCACCCUGAUGCUGGAGCAUCUUUUUACCUUUCACAUCUACCUGGACACUUAGGAGAGUACUUGGCUCUAACAGGGGAAAAACUCAAUGGAGUAGAGAUGGUUACCUGUGGGCUUGCUACACACUAUUCACUAAUUGCAAGGCUUUCAUUAAUUGAAGAACAGCUGGGGAAAUUGGUUACCGAUGACCCGUCUGUCAUAGAAACCACUUUAGAACAGUAUGGUGACCUUGUACACCCAGAUAGCAAUAGUGUACUACGCAGGAUUGAAACUCUAGAUAAAUGCUUUCGCCAUGACACAGUUGAAGAGAUUGUUGAUUCUUUGGAAAUUGCAGCAAGUGAAACAAAUGAUGCAUGGUGCAUUUCUACCCUAAAUAGACUUAAAGAAGCUUCUCCAUUGAGCUUGAAGGUUUCCUUGAGAUCUAUACAAGAAGGUAGAUCUCAGACCCUUGAUCAGUGCUUGUCACGUGAGUACCGUAUGACUUUACAAGGAAUAUCUAAGCAGAUAUCUGGUGACUUUUGUGAGGGAGUGAGGGCACGUGUGGUGGACAAGGACUUGGCACCAAAGUGGGAUCCUCCUACCUUGGAAAAGGUGUCUCAAGAUAUGGUGGAUCAGUACUUUUUACCUCUAAGUGAAUUUGAACCUGAUCUAGAGCUGCCCACAAAAAAUCGUGAAGCAUUUUUAUAGUUUUCCUUUCUCCCAAGGUGCUGGGAGCUUCCAGAAUUAGACAAAUAGAUAUAUACCAUUGGUAUUUUGCAGGGCAAUGGUCAAGCUUGUAUGUUUUGACAAUCUGAUGGUAGCUUCUGGUGGAUUACCACAAUAAUAUGUAAGGUUGUACCAGCUCUGGAUUGUGAAACUUUAGUCAUUGUUUGACAAAAGUAAUAACAGAAUAGAUAUGC
Gastrolobium bilobum is the source of this 1463-nucleotide messenger RNA. Its product is annotated as 3-hydroxyisobutyryl-CoA hydrolase-like protein 1, mitochondrial. The record is from RefSeq and is a predicted model, not a curated record. The coding region runs from base 16 to 1251 and encodes 411 amino acids. Gene Ontology annotation, molecular function: 3-hydroxyisobutyryl-CoA hydrolase activity. Lineage: Eukaryota; Viridiplantae; Streptophyta; Magnoliopsida; Fabales; Fabaceae. Gene Ontology annotation, biological process: L-valine catabolic process. The transcript has 14 exons.